UACUGCGCUUAGCAUAUUUUUGUUAACAUUUUCAAUAAAGACGCUUGUACAUUUAUACUUUAUUUGUAUUGUUCACAUUCUGUCGGUCGGUACAUGCUGUCGGAUUAUUGAAGUGACAUUUUGUGGUACAUGCAUUUAAUUUGUCACUGUCAGCGAGUUUUGAAUGACUGUUCUGCAAUUUGCAUGAAAAAAAAUGUACAAAAGAAGUAUAAAUAAAUAUGACAGUUGAUAAGCAUUCUUUUAGAACGGUCACAGUGGCGAAACUUUAUAACACUAUCAAAACAAAUGUCAGUUGAAAUGACACCAAACGAUGACCAUGAACUGACACCAUAACAAUACAGUAUCAAACUGACAGUGACAAUAAACAAUCAACUUUUUUUUUAUGAUGUGGUGUUCCUGGUCCUGGGAUGCAUGAUAAAGAAACUUCCAAAUGUUGACUAAGAUCCAGUAGAAAUUUGCCUUAAUCUGUUGCCAUGGCAACCAGAGGAAAGCAAGCAAUGGACGACCUGAAUCUGAGCCUCACAGGGGCAGGCAUACAGUCGGCAGCCUCUACAAGUCGCAGUCGACCAGGCACGGCAAAACAACCAAAGCGACCCAAUUCUGUCUCAGACUUCCCAGUUGAGUCAAAACCGGGGUCAGGAAGAAAGAAAACUGCAUCAGGCAGUGCAGUGUCUACGCAUCGCAGUGAGUUUUCAGACAUUUCUUCUGUGAGCACCAGUAAGAAAGGGGCUGCUGCCAGGGGACAGAAAAGCCCAGGUGACGACUUCCUGGCCCUGUUUGAGAACAGCAGCCAGCCAAAGAUUAAGGGAGCCACCGUGGGGUCAAAAAAGCCAGCCCCUAAUGCUGUGAAAUUGCCCUGGGAGGAUCCCGCUGGGAAACAGCCUCUAAAAAACAAGUUCACCCCCAAAUCUGUGAAUUCCAAGCCACCAAAGCAAACAACAGGUGCCCUGGCAAAUGCAGAUCUGUUUGACGACGAAGAAGAAUGGGUGACCAAUGAAUCCAACACACACUCAAUCUUCCAACAGAAAAGUGCCAGAAGCAGUUCCGAUGAAGAAGUGUUCAAUUAUAAAGACGGUUUAGCGCAGCAGUUCACAAACACUCGCAACUUCCAGCCUCCCAAACAGGAGAGUGAAAGAGAGAGAGAUAAAUCUGAGAGAGGAGUGGGAAUGUCUCCUCGUUUGUCAGAUAGCAAGUCUAGGACACCAAGCCAGAGUGCAAUAGCAAAUAACAUGACCUUACAGGGAAUGUCAAAGGGUGUGAAAGUUGGUUUAUCCGAUCUAGAGAAUUCCUAUCAAAACAUUAAGCAUAAAACGCCCAUAAACCAAACUAGGAAGUCACAGUCUAAGAAUGGAGGAAAGACAGUUGGUGCUAAUACACUUGUUGAAGAUCAUAUAAAAAGGGUGAAUUUUGCUGCAACAAAGAUCCAGCGGUGGUUUCGGCGGCAUAACACUCGUCAAAAAGCUGGUCAGGCUGCUAUUCAACGGCUGCUUCAGUCGAAAAAGGAUAUGUUUGAAGAGCAACGAUUGCGUGAGUCCGAACGCAAUUUCUUUGCGAAAGAUAUGGAAGAAAGACGCGCAGAUGAAAAGAAGAGGGUCAGAGAGGAGAAAGCAAAAGUAGCAAGACAACAGGCCAUAAAAGAGUUGCAGAGGAAAAGGGAUGAAAAAAGAGAAGAAGUGAAGAAAAAGGCAGAGGAAGAAAUAGCUUUCCUUACUACCAGCGGAAAGAUAACAAAGAAAACUGGACUUGGGAAGAAGAAAGGUCCAAGCAAGCCACAGUCUCGUAAGGGCAAAACUGAGGAGGACGCCAACAUCAACACACAUGACGGCAGCUCACCGGAGAGAGAUAACCAGCCCAGCAAUAGAAAUAUCGACGAUAGCAUGGAUGAAUAUUAUCAGAGUCAACUGGAAGCUGCUGAUGCCGAUGGUGACGCAGACGGUGGUAACCGAGACAACGAUGCCAGGAGCAAUGUCGCCCCUAGCGACAGUGUUGCCAAGACGACGCUAGACGACUUGUUUGAGACCCUCAAGAAACUGGAGGAGGAGGAGCAGUUGGCAACAGCCAGACCUGAGAAAAAGAACGCUUGGUUGGAGGAGAUAGAGAAAGUCCUUGAGAGUGACGCCUCUGGAGACAACCACAGUCUGAAUGCUGAGAACCUUCGCCAGUUUAACACUGGUAAGGCUGAUCUGCCCACCAAAGCCAGCCUGCUGUCAGAUGACAAGAUGAAGAGCAUCAUGGCCUUCCUUGACGAGGUGCAGGUCUCUGAGAGGCUCAGCACUGUCGAUCAGGAGAUCUCAAAGCUGAACGCCGAGUUGGAGAUGCCUCGUAUUGGCCCGAGUGCUGACGAGCUGGCAGAGUUGGAGCACGCCAACCAGGCCGCCUCCGAGGUCACCAACACGGUCAUCAGUCAGAGGCUUGAGCUAGAUGAGAAGAAACGAACAGUCUCCAUGCUGCAGAAAGCUCUAAACCAGCAGCGAGAGUUGACUGUGAGGCACGCGCGUGAAACCGACAAGGAGAUGAAACGCAGACUGGACCUGCAGAAAGACGAAUAUGAAGAGACCAUCAAGAGGCAUCUCUCUUUCAUUGAUCAGCUGAUUGACGACAAGAAGACGCUUAGUGAGAAGUGUGAGACCCUCGUGAAGGAGUUGAAACAGGUCGACAGAAAGUACCAGGACAAACUGAAGGCCGUCACAGAGAGUCACAGCAUUGAGAUGCAGAAGUUAAAGGACAUGCAUGAGGCUGCAGAGAAAAUACGCCGUGAGAAGUGGAUUGAAGACAAGACAAAGAAAAUUAAGGAGAUGACCGUGAAGGGCUUGGAGCCGGAGAUCCAGCGUCUGAUUGCGAAGCACAAGUCAGAGCUUAAGAAGAUCAAGCAGAUCCACGAGGCAGAACUGCUCGAGUCCGAUGAGCGCGCAGCCCAGAAGUACGUGCGCAUGACUGAGGAGCUGCGUGACCAGCUCGCGUCUGAGAAGGAAUCAGCCUGCGCCAGGGAGCGCGAACUUGCCAAACAGAGAUAUGAGAAGCAGGUGCAGCAGGAGGAGGAGGCGUACCAGGCACAGCGGCGCAGGCUACUGACGGAGAUCCAGGAGGAGAAGGACCGCAUCGCUGUGCAGGCGGCACGACAACGCGCCGACAUCGACAAGCUGCAGGCCCAGCUCCAGGACAAGCACUCGUACGCCAUGGACGCCAUGAAAUUGGAGUUCGACAAGGCGAGGGAGGAGCAGGAGAACAGGCAUAAGGCCGAGAUAGCGGACAUGAAGGAGCGUAUGUCCAUCGAGAAGUCGACAUGGGAGGAGAACUACCGCAAGAAGCAGGAGGCGUGGCUGAUGCAGCGGGAGAGGGAGCUCAAGGAGGGCGUCAAGAAGGACCGCAACAAGGAGAUAGAGCUGGUCAUCAGGCAGCUGGAGGAGGACGCCACUGCUGCACGGGAGGACUGUGAGCGGGUGGCAGAGAAUAGGAUCAAGAGAAUUCGUGAGAAGUAUGAGUCUGAAAUGAAGGAAGUUGAACUGAAUGAAAAACAUGCCAUGGAAAAAUACAAUGAAAUGAAGGCUCGCUUAACGGAAGUGGAAGGGGAAAAUGAAUGCAUCAAAGUGUUACAGAAACAAAAAGAUCAAGAAAUAAAGGAAUUGCAAAAGCUCACAGACAAGAUGCACAAGGAGAGGGACCGUGUGUCGGACAUCAUUCGUCAGGAGUUUGCAGACAGGCUAGUGUUCACUGACGAGGAGAACAAGCGCAUCAAGAACGAGAUGUCUGAACUGAAGGCGCGUCAGAGGAUCGAACUGGAGAAGGCCAAGGAGGAAAUAGAGGAAAUCAAGAAGUCAAAGGACGCGGAGAUGGAGGAAGUUCAUAAGAGAGUGAAGCAGGCAAUCGUGAAGAAGGAGGAGGUGGUCGCCCAAAUGAAGCAGCAGUACCAGGCCGCCCAGAAACGGGCCGACCACCUCGAGGGACUGCUGGCACAACAGAGGAAACAGCUGCUCGGGAAAUAACACUGUGUGACCUGAUUAUUUGGAAAUAUAACAGAACAUUGUUUGUUGGGAAAUAUCACUGAAUAUCUGGCAUGGCAGAGGAAACAGCUGAUAGGGAAAUGACAGGAAGUAACACUGCAUAUCUGGCAUGGCAGAUGAAACAGUAGUUUGGAAAUAAAGAGCUGAUAAACAGCUAAUGGUAAAACUAACAGCUGCCGGGACAGAUAAACAGCUGAUUGGGCAAUAACACUUGGGAAAUAACACUGAACAUCUAACACUGUAGAGGAAACAGCUGCUGGGGAAAUAAAUAAUGCUAUUUUUAUGUCCCCCACUAUAGAAGUGGGGGACAUAUUGUUUUUGCCCUGUCUGUUGGUUGGUCUGUUGGUCUGUUGGUUGGCUGGUUGGUUGGUUUGCGCCAACUUUAACAUUUGCAAUAACUUUUGCAAUAUUGAAGAUAGCAACUUGAUAUUUGGCAUGCAUAUGUAUCUCAUGGAGCUGCACGUUUUGAGUGGUGAAAGGUCAAGGUCAUCCUUCAAGGUCAAAGGUCAAAUAUAUGGGUCAAAAUCGCUCAUUUAAUGUACACUUUUGCAGUAUUUCAAUAUUCAAGAUAGCAACUUGAUAUUUGGCAUGCAUGUGUAUCUCAUGGAGCUGCACAGUUUUAGUGGUGAAAGGUCAAGGUCAAGGUCAUCCUUCAAGGUCAGAGGUCAAAAUUAUGUGGACAAAAUCGCUCAUUUCAUGAGUACUUUUGCAAUAUUGAAGAUAGCAACUUGAUAUUUGGCAUGCAUGUGUAUCUCAUGGAGCUGCACAUUUUGAGUGGUGAAAGGUCAAGGUCAAGGUCAUCCUUCAAGGUCAGAGGUCAAAUAUAUGUGGCCCAAAAUCGCUUAUUUUAUGAAUACUUUUGCAAUAUGGAAGAUAGCAACUUAAUAUUUGGCAUGCAUGUGUAUCUCAUGGAGCUGCACAUUUUGAGUGGUGAAAGGUUAAGGUCAAGGUCAUCCUUCAAGGUCAAAUAUAUGGGUCAAAAUUGCUCAUGUAAUGUCACUUCUGCAAUAUUGAAGAUAGCAACUUAAUAUUUGAAAUGCAUGUGUAUCUCAUGGAGCUGCACAUUUUGAGUGGUGAAGGGUCAAGAUCAAGGUCAUCCUUCAAGGUCAAACGUGAUAUAGGGGGACAUUGUGUUUCUCAAACACAUCUUGUUUUGGGAAAUGAAAUUGUCUGCUUUGCUCCCCUUGAAAUAAAUAAGUGCAUUAUUUGUUGUGAAAUUACACUGUCUUAUUGACACCACUUGAAAUAAAUAAGAAGACAUUUGGAUGGGAAAUAACACUGUUUGAUUGGCAGCUCUUGAAAUAAAUAAGAAGACCGUUUGUUGGGAAAUAACAUUUUCUGAUCGGCACCUCUGGAGCUAAGACCAUUGUUGGGAAUUAACCCAGAACA
Molecule: messenger RNA, 5390 nt
Organism: Dreissena polymorpha
Lineage: Eukaryota; Metazoa; Mollusca; Bivalvia; Myida; Dreissenidae
Product: centrosomal protein of 131 kDa-like
Exons: 22
Coding region: 474-3983 (1169 amino acids)
Biological process (GO): regulation of centrosome duplication; intraciliary transport involved in cilium assembly; cilium assembly
Cellular component (GO): centriolar satellite
Source: RefSeq, a predicted model, not a curated record